GACAUACUGGCGAAUUUAUUUUGUUUAGAGCAAGCCAUGGCUGACGAUGAGCAUCAUCUCCAAGAGUCUCCCGUUGAAUCGGUGUUGGAGAAUUUAGUGGAAAAGAUCCACCGCCAUGACUCUUCGUCGUCGUCGUCAUCGGACUCCGAUGAUGACAAGAAAUCACCUCUAUCACCGUCCAUGAAGAACAAGGUUUUUCGUCUCUUUGGGAGAGAGAAGCCUGUUUACAAGGUUCUCGGUGGUGGCAAACCGGCGGAUGUUCUUUUGUGGAGGAACAAGAAGAUAUCGGGUGGAAUACUUGGUACCGCAACUGCAGUAUGGAUUCUGUUUGAAUUGAUGGAAUACCACCUUCUCGCGCUUGUCUGCCACUUCCUGAUAGUGGCACUUGCUGUGCUUUUCUUGUGGUCUAAUGCUACCAUGUUCAUCAACAAGUCUCCUCCUCGCAUCCCGGAAUUUUAUAUCCCUGAGGAGCCAGUUGUGCAAGUGGCCUCUGCACUUACGAUUGAGAUUAACAGGGCUUUUUCCAUUCUGAGGGAAAUCGCCUCUGGAAGGGACCUGAAGAAGUUCCUAUCUGUAAUUGCUGGCUUGUGGGUUUUGUCUAUUGUGGGUAGCUGGUGCAAUUUCUUGACCUUGUUCUACAUAGCUUUUGUACUGCUUCACACUGUGCCUGUGAUGUAUGAAAAGUAUGAGGAUCAGGUGGACGCAUUUUCCGAGAAGGCAUGGAUUGAAAUCAAGAAGCAAUAUGCUGUCUUUGAUGCCAAGGUCUUAAGUAAGUUUCCUAGGGGGCCAUUGAAGGAUAAGAAGGUUUAAAAUGGCUUAAGUUAUGGUCGUCUGUAGGUUCUGACAUACAUUUUAUCUAGGUGUUAUUAUGAAACUUUUAUCCAGUUUUGAAUGCAACCCAGUUUCCAUCAAUUAUUGUUUCAGGGCAGUUGGGUUAACAAUAUGGAUGAAAUGGUUGUUCUAUUUAUACUUGUUUUUGCCAUAUAUGGUAUAGCUUUUUCCUUGGAUAGGCUUCGAGUGAUGUGGUGAUGCUAUUGCUAUUAUGUUGGCUAUCUAUAAAUGCAUUGUACAUUAUGUUCCAA
Messenger RNA from Mangifera indica (mango), 1082 nucleotides. RefSeq names its product reticulon-like protein B2. Lineage: Eukaryota; Viridiplantae; Streptophyta; Magnoliopsida; Sapindales; Anacardiaceae. The record is from RefSeq and is a predicted model, not a curated record. The transcript has 5 exons. Bases 37 to 810 code for a protein of 257 amino acids.